This is a messenger RNA of Hypanus sabinus (Atlantic stingray), 1124 nucleotides long. Its product is annotated as general transcription factor II-I repeat domain-containing protein 2-like. The record is from RefSeq and is a predicted model, not a curated record. NCBI's taxonomy places the organism in Eukaryota, Metazoa, Chordata, Chondrichthyes, Myliobatiformes, Dasyatidae. The coding region runs from base 492 to 1094 and encodes 200 amino acids. The transcript has 2 exons.
GGGGGUAGGUCAUUUAGGACAGAGUUAAGGAAAAACUUCUUCUCCUAGAGCGUUGUGGGGGUCUAGAAUGCACUGCCUCGGAAGGUAGUGGAGGCCAAUUCUCUGGAUGCUUUCAAGAAGGAGCUAGAUAGGUAUCUUAUGGAUAGGGGAAUCAAGGGAUAUGGGGACAAGGCAGGAACUGUUGUGGUUUCUCGUGCCCCACAAAUGAUUAGGAGACGCAGAGGAUUCUUCAAGAAGGGUUAAACUUUAAUUUGCAAAUCAAAGCUGAGAGUGUCAUUGUGCUAGUCCGGGGGUCGGCAACCUGCGGCUCCCGAGCCAUUUGUGGCUCUUUCACCUCUGUGCUGCGGCUCCCUGUGGCUUUGGGAAAUAAUUGACGGAAGGUGCUGAAACGCUUUGUCGCGUGUCUGGAAGAAGUGAAAACUUUCCUGGGCAGCAAAGGGCUCACCUUUCCUGAGCUGGAACAGCCAGAGUGGCUGGAAAAGCUACACUUCAUGGUAGACAUGACAGCGCACCUGAACACGCUGAACACAGCUCUUCAGGGGAAAGGACGUACAGCCCUGCACAUGUUGGAGGAUGUUUUGGCAUUCGAGCGCAAGUUGACAGUGCUUGCCAGAGAUUUACAGAAAGGCACUUUGUCUCACUUCCCCAAUUUGAGAGAGUUCAAACAAGGUCACGACAUGAUAAUUUCGGAGUAUUUACAUUCUGCAAUCAUCGCAAUGCAAACAUCGUUUGGGAAACGCUUCUGUGAGUUCAGAGAGGAAAAAAACACAUUAUCCUUCCCGGUCACUCCCUUAAGCAUCGAUCCUUCCCUACUGAAUACGACUGCAUUGGCAGGUGUGAGUCAACCUGAUCUUGAGAUGGAACUGGCCGACAUAGCCGACAAAGACAUAUGGGUGUCCAAGUUUAGACGCUUGACAGCAGACCUUGAAGAUGUUGCCCGUCAGAAGGCCGUUCUUGCUCAGAAACACAAAUGGAGUGAUAUUGAAAACCUCACAGAUGACAGCUUGCGAUCCUGUGUAAAGAUGAAGGUGACAUCAUACAGCCCUGAUGUGCAGACGCUGUGCGCUGAGGUCCAGGAGCAGAAAUCCCAUUAACCAAGUAUGAUAAAUAUUUUAAUUGCCUAU